AUGGCACAUGUAGGUUGCACUCGCGCUUCGUCCUUAGUUCGCCUAUCGCCGCUCGUUCCCGAGCACGCGGAGUCGCGUUCACGCAAGCCCACAGUGUCACUCUCACAGCGCCCACGCACUCCCGCUCCUCGCGCCGCUUCCGUCGCCGCGAUUCCCGCUGUCUCACUCCUCGCCGCAUUGCCAGCGUCCGCGGCGGCGGCGCUUGCGGAGGAAUCACCCGCUACCGACAAAGUGCGAUCCGCCGUCGGGAGCUUAAUAACUGCCGCGGAGGAUCUUGAACGCGCCGCCUCGUCGGCAGCCGGAGUUGAUAAAGCGCGAUCCGCUGUGGGGAGUCUAGUUUCCGCCGCGGAGGAUCUGAAACGCGCGGCGGCUUCCGCGUACCGCGAUAUUGCUGGCGCUGGCGGCGCGGGAUCCGCGGGGGGGGACGGCGUGGGGGGGGAUACCGCGCAGUUUGGUUCUGCGGUGGGGGAUAUAGUCUCUGCGACGGGAGAUCUCGAACGCGCCGCUGUUGGCAUUUUUGAAAAGGCUGUGUCAGCAGAAGAGAGCGUGUCGGAGCAGGUGGGCAGGCUGCUUGGGUCGGGUGCGGAAGCGACGCAGAAGCUUCUGGAGUCCGGCGGGGAAGCAUUGCAGGCGGACACAUCAGGGGUGGCGAGGAUGAUUGGCGACGCUGCCGGCGCAGGGAUGGAGGCGGUUGAAAAACUAUUUCAGGAAGGGGCUCCUGCACUGGAUGGCGUGUGGUCGCUCUCCCUCCCAACAAACGGAACCAUUUUCAACACUGUGUCAUCAGCAUCCGCGUUUGUAACAGCUCCUUUAAGCACAGCGUUUGGUCCCCGCGCCAGUGAUGCUGCUCCCCGCGCCCUUCCCAGCACACUAUUUCCAUUCACCCCCACCAACUUUUUCCCUGCAACUCCUCCCGCCUGUCCUCCGUUCCUGGAUCAGCCUGGUUCCGGCGCCAGUGACGCUGCUCCCCACGCCAUUCCCAGCGCACCAUUUCCAUCCACCCCUACCAGCUUCCUCCUUCCCGCAACUCUUUCUUUUGUCCUCCAGGACUCGGGGUCGGUUCCUGGAUCAGGCCUGGUCCCCGCGCCAGUGACGCUGCUCCCCACGCCCUUCCCAGCACACCACUUCCAUCGAGCCGUGGAGCUCGCCCCUCUCUUCAACGCCCUGGUGGAUGCAGUCAGCCAGGACGCGGAUUUCCUGCAAUCGACUCUCGCAAGUGCAGGGCGCUCUGACUCUUUCACAGCCGGUCUCCUCCGAAUACACGCGGAGAUAAUAAAGGAGGGCAUACAGCAGCCUUUACGGUUGGGCAUGCACAGAUCCGACUACAUGCUGGACACAGUGACAGGGGGCGUGCUGCAGGUGGAACUCAACACCAUCUCCUCGUCCUUCCCUGGCCUCACUUCACGGGUCACAGACCUGCACAGGCACAUGGUGGGGAUGUAUGGGGAGAAGGCAGGUCUGUCGGUGGACUCUGUGCCUCUCAACACGGCAGCAGCGGACAUGGCUGAUGCGCUGGCAGCAGCGUGGAGGGAAUACGGGGAUGAGAGCUCUCUCAUUUUGAUGGUGGUGCAGAAGCCAGAGCGGAACAUGUAUGACCAGCACUGCUUGUCGCAGCUCGUGUGGCAGAGGCACGGGAUUAGAGUGCUCAGGAAGAGCCUGAAGGAGGUGCAGCAGCAGGGGGCAAUAACAGAUAGUGGCGACUUGACAGUCGACGGCCAUCACAUAUCAGUGGUAUAUUACCGUGCAGGCUACGGCCCCGGUGACUACCCAACUGAUCUUGAGUGGGAGGCCCGCUUGUUACUUGAGCGAUCAGCAGCAGUCAAGUGUCCCACCAUCGCGUACCACCUGGCAGGAGCGAAGAAGGUGCAGCAGCAGCUGGCACAGCCGGGUGUGCUGGAGAGGUUCGUAUCAGACGAGGCGUCUCUGCAAGCCAUGCGGCAAUGCUUUGCUGGGCUGUGGAGUUUGGAGGAGGAAAGGGGGGCAGGGGAAGGACCAGCUGAUGGUGGGGCAGCACGGAAUGAAAUCAUUUCGAAAGCGAUUCGGGAGCCAUCCGAGUUUGUGCUGAAGCCGCAAAGAGAGGGAGGAG
Closterium sp. NIES-65 is the source of this 2086-nucleotide messenger RNA. The record is from the annotation of a GenBank genome assembly. Lineage: Eukaryota; Viridiplantae; Streptophyta; Zygnematophyceae; Desmidiales; Closteriaceae.